UUUCUAGCUACUCGUAAUGUGAAUUUACCCAAAAUUUUCAUCUAGUUUAUUUGGAAAUGAUAAGAAAAUGAACUUUUCCGAUUUCGUUGCCGUUCUUUUCGUUAUUGUUUUGUGAAUUUAUCGUUUUGUCACUUGACAGUGACAGUUCACUUGUCAAUGCUCAGAUUGAUUUGGCGAUAUUGAAAUUAGUUAUUUACAAUUUUAUUUCGUUAAUUACAAACAUUGCAUACAGUUGGUUGUGAGAUUAGUUAAUUACCAAAAGGUCAGUUCGAAAUGUGCGAAAAAUACGAUUCGAACGGCGAAUAUUACGACGACAAUUUCAAGCGAAAAUCGAAUUUCCAAACGAAAAUCGAAGAUGGUAACAGUAACACCGAAACAGCCGGUGAAAAUGACGAUGGCUCGGGCUCGAAAACGGGAGAAUAUAUCAAAGAAUUGCUAGCCGAAAAGAUAUUAAUCGACCAGGGUAGAUUGCCCAAUGCAACUAGAUUGUUGGAGCAAGAAGUUGCAAAAGUCCAAGCGGUGGGUAGAGUACCAAUAAAAGAAAACAAAUACGUGGACAUAUACAGGGAAAAACCGAUAAAAGUCACAGUCAAAGUACUCGUACCUGUUAAAGAACAUCCAAAGUUCAACUUCGUCGGGAAACUCUUGGGACCCAAAGGAAACUCGAUGAAACGCCUUCAAGAAGAAACCAUGUGCAAGAUGGCCGUAUUAGGCAGGGGCUCCAUGAGAGACAAAAAUAAAGAAGAGGAACUCAGGAAUUCUCUCGAUCCCAAAUACAGUCACUUAACGGACGAUUUACACGUGGAAAUCUCAGCGCUCGGUCCACCAGCCGAAGCACACGCUAGAGUCGCCUAUGCUCUAGCAGAAGUUAGAAAAUACCUUAUACCGGAUAGCAACGAUCACAUUCGAUUAGAGCAAAUGAGGGAAAUGGAAAGCGAAAGGGAAGUGGGAGAGGAAAGGGAGCCCAAAAUACGCAGACCGCCCCCGAGCAUCCCCAGACCACCGCCUCCCGCCAGCAUGUCUCACGGUCCGCCGCCUCCUUCCGUGCUGCGUACGGCCACCAGGGCUCCGAUGUCCACACCGAGGGUGAUGCCUGCGAAAACUAAAAUCAUGUCGAUACUCGAUCGAGCUCGGGUGGCCAUGGAGGAGAGUUACGGCUACGACGAGGAGUACUACAAUUCGUCGCCUUCGUACGAAUAUUCAUCGAGGAAUCCGUACACGAGCUAUCACGAUGACUACGACGUGGAUUAUUACAAGGGUUCUUCGAGUUACGUGGUGUAUUUUUCCAGUCCCAUUAUUAUUAUUUUUUACUCAAAUAACGCAUGUAGAUGGAUUUUCCCCGUUCAUUUUCUGGUUUUAAUCGUUGAAUUGCAUCGAAAACUGCGCCAUAACUUGUUCGGGCAAAUAACUUAUUUCUAUUCUAAUCGGAGAUAUCAAAAUCAUCCUAGGCAAAACAGACCGCACUCGUCGAAAAAUAAUUCCAAUUGGAAAUCAUCACCGUCGAAGAAACUGGGCUAAUGAGGAUUGAAUUUCGCGAGGAUGGUUUUUAACUAUUGAGUGAUUGAUUGAUUGAUUGAUUGGUCGAUCGAUCGUACUAGUAACGGUCCGUUUUUCGGUAAAAUGAUGAUCGAUUGCGCGAUUUAAUUGGUAGCUAUAACGGCUUUAUUUUAUUGUAAGGGUUGAUUCUCAAUUCGGAACUAAUCAAAUUGUUUUUCGUAGCUUAUUAGAGUUCUAAACAGUCAAUACGAUGUCUAAGUAUUGGUAAAUUAUAUUAUUUUUUAUAUGUUUAUUACUGACUGAUUUUAUUAUAAUCAGCUAAUAUAUUUUUAAUUCCUAAUAUUGUAUAUUUUCAAAUAAAUCAUUAUUUUAA
Molecule: messenger RNA, 1870 nt
Organism: Phyllotreta striolata
Lineage: Eukaryota; Metazoa; Arthropoda; Insecta; Coleoptera; Chrysomelidae
Source: the annotation of a GenBank genome assembly